This is a messenger RNA of Medicago truncatula (barrel medic), 917 nucleotides long. RefSeq names its product pre-mRNA-splicing factor ATP-dependent RNA helicase DEAH10. Gene Ontology annotation, cellular component: intracellular anatomical structure; nucleolus. Bases 1 to 915 code for a protein of 304 amino acids. Gene Ontology annotation, molecular function: double-stranded RNA binding; ATP binding; helicase activity. The transcript is spliced from 5 exons. NCBI's taxonomy places the organism in Eukaryota, Viridiplantae, Streptophyta, Magnoliopsida, Fabales, Fabaceae. Gene Ontology annotation, biological process: positive regulation of transcription by RNA polymerase I. The record is from RefSeq and is a predicted model, not a curated record.
AUGAUCAACAACAUAUCUCAGCAACAACAUCAAUUGAAACUUGAUUCACAUCCCAAUUCCACAACAACAUGUCAUAAAAGACAGAAGAUUAUAGAGCAGAGAAAGUCACUUCCUAUUGCUUCGGUUGAGAAGAGAUUAAUUGAAGAGGUUCACAAGAAUGAUAUUUUGAUUGUUGUUGGUGAAACUGGAAGUGGAAAAACUACACAGAUUCCACAAUUUUUAUUUCAUGCUGGAUUUUGCCACGACGGGAAAGUUGUUGGGAUAACUCAGCCGAGACGUGUUGCUGCUAUCACUGUGGCCAAGCGUGUUGCUGAAGAAUGUGGUUGUGAGUUGGGCCAAAAGGUUGGGUACUCUGUUAGAUUUGAUGAUUCUACUUCCAACUCAACAAGGAUCAAAUAUAUGACAGAUGGGUUGCUUCUGAGGGAGGCAUUGUUGGAUCCUUAUCUUUCUAAGUAUUCUGUUAUAAUUGUCGAUGAAGCACACGAGAGAACUGUCCACACUGAUGUCUUGAUGGGCUUGCUAAAAAAUGUGCAACUUGCUCGGUCAAAUUCUAUCAAAGAUGGUCGGAACCUUAAUAAUGAGAACAAGAAUACAAAUGGUUUCAUGUUGUUGGAUAAAGAUAAUGGCCAGAAUGGAAGUUCUCUUAGAAAAGACCACCACAAAAAGAGUUCUCCAUUGAAGUUAAUCAUCAUGUCUGCAAGUCUUGAUGCUCGCACCUUCUCUGAGUACUUUGGUGGUGCCAAAGCUGUUCACAUCCAAGGGAGACAGUUUCCUGUGGAUGUAUUUUAUACUCGUCAUCCAGAAACAGAUUAUGUAGAUGCUGCCUUGAUAACGAUUUUCCAGGUCAUUGGUUUAAUCAGUGCAUGUAAGAAUUUAAUAACGUGGUUUAACUUAUUUUAUUGUAAGACACCUUAGAU